AUGCGGCCAUCAGCCAUCCUCCUCGUCAUCGGAGUCCGGACGAACAGGCAUAUAUAUAACUUCUCAUGCCAUUUCUCUCUUCCUUGUCCUUGGCUGACUGCCGACUCUGACGCAUCUCUGCCCAUGUCUGCGUCCGGAGACUUUGGGCCAGCGCCCCCGGGCGUCAACCUCUCAGAGAACCAAAAUGGCUCUAUGCUUGGGGCGGUCAUUACCCUCAUUAUACUCGGGACGCUGUCCGUCGUACUGCGGAUAUACGCUCGGACUGAAUUCAAAAAGUUCCGAUUUUCUAUUGACGAUUAUCUGAGCUUUGCUGCCUUGCCUCACAAGGCCGAAGCCAAGUGUAUGCGAGUCAUAGCUCAUUCUCCCCACCAUUUACUUAGCUAUUUCAUAGUCAUCAUCGUCACAAUCAACGUGGCCUGCGAUCCAAUCCCAUACUUCUGGGAGCAAUACACCGACCCCAAUACCGCUGUGGGCAGCUGCAUUGAUAUUCCCAAAUUCUUUUUCGGAAAUGGUAUCGCGGCAGUCCUGAUCGACAUUAUGAUUCUCAUCAUCCCGAUCCCCAUUACCUGGAAACUACAGAUGCCGAAAACUCAGAGAUUGGCCGUGAUCGGGAUUCUAUUACUGGGUAGCUUGUGA
Messenger RNA from Aspergillus oryzae RIB40, 636 nucleotides. RefSeq lists its product as uncharacterized. Lineage: Eukaryota; Fungi; Ascomycota; Eurotiomycetes; Eurotiales; Aspergillaceae. The record is from RefSeq and is a predicted model, not a curated record.